GUGUUUCCGGCGCUGUUCGGCUGUUUCCGGCGGCCGCCGGGGCGCUGCCUCAGGGCGGGCGCCAUUUUGUGUGUCCGCCCGCGGAGCGCGGGGCGCGGGCGGAGGAGCCGCCGGGCCGAGCCCCCCGCGCCGUUCAGUGACUGUACCCCACGUUCUCCACCCCUUGCCCGUUGCCCAUGGCCGUGGAGAGCCCGAGUGUCCCCCCCGCCGCCGCCGCUUCCCCCCCCAGCCCGCACUGCACUCCCCCUUCUCCGUCCUGCCAUGGCAGCUGCAGCCUCCCCCGGCCGCCGCCGCCGCUCCAAGGCCACCAUCACGGCCCGGACGAAAGGGAGGACGGGGAGCUGGAGGAGGGCGAGCUGGAGGACGACGGCGCGGACGAGGCCCCGGCGCGCUCGCGGCACUCGCGCUCCCGGCGCUCGCAGUCGCAGCCGCGGCGCGAGCGGCACCACAGCGGCUCCGAGGAGGAGAAGCACCGGCGCCUCAAGAGGAAGCGCCGCAAGGACAAGGACAAGAGGAGGGCCAAGAAAAAGAGGAAAUCCAAGCACAAGCGCCACGCCUCGUCCAGCGAGGAACCGUCGGAUCUCAGCGACGACUCCGAGUUCAGCGCGGGAGAGAAAGGACACAGGAAAUACCGGGAGUACAGCCCGGGAUACGGGUACUCCCAGUACUCCCAGUACUCCCAGUUCCAUUCUAACCCCUCCCCACGCAAGCCCCACCCCAAGGCGGAGCCCAAACCCUUCGGCGGCUCCUUCGAGGAUUUCGGCCCCGGCGACUUCGGGCCCUUCGAGAACGAGGAGGAGGAGGAGGAGAGCGCCAAGGACUACGACGACUUCGCCAAGGAGCUCAGCCACUACCGGCGCUGCAAGGACGGGAGCCACCGGGCCAGGGGUCGAGGCCGUGCCCGCGGGUUCCGGGGCCGGGGCCGCGGCUGCUCCCGGGGCCGGGGCUGUUCCCGGGGCCGGGGCCGCGCCCGCAGCGACCCCGAGGAGGAGGAGGAGCCGUUCGAGGAGGAGAUGGAGUACUGCGACCCCGAGGAGCCGAUGGGCGACGACGACUUCGACGAUUACGCCAAAGAACUGUCACAGUACCGGCGCAGCAAGGAGCGCGGCCGGGGGCUGAGCCGGGGCCGGGGCCGGGGCCCGCGGGGCCGUGGGAACAAGGGCCCGGGGCGGGGCCGGGGCCGCGGCCGCAGCGCGAUGGGAAAAGCCGCGAUCAACGACGACGACGAGUUCUACGACGACGACAUGGGGGACGGGGGCGGUUACCGGCGGGGCGAGCACGACAAAUCCCACCUGCCCUCGGACAAGAAGGGCAAAGUGAUCUGCAAGUACUUCGUGGAGGGCAGGUGCACCUGGGGCGAUCACUGUAACUUCAGCCACGACAUCGAGCUGCCCAAGAAGCGCGAACUGUGCAAGUUCUACAUCACGGGGUACUGCGCGCGGGCCGAGAGCUGUCCCUACAUGCACGGGGAUUUCCCGUGCAAGCUGUUCCACACCACCGGGCUCUGCAUCAACGGCGACGACUGCAUGUUCUCCCACGCGCCGCUGACCGAGGAGACACGGGAGCUGCUGGACAAGAUGUUGCAGGAGGACGCCGAGGCCGGCGCCGAGGACCAGAAGGAGGUGGAGGAGCUGAAGAAACAGGGCAUCAACCCCCUGCCCAAACCCCCCCCCGGGGUGGGGCUGCUCCCCACCCCCCCCCCGCCCCCCCGGCCCCGCCCCCUGCCCCUCGCCCCCCCCCCGCCCGCCCCUCCCCCCCCCGCCGCCGCCCCUCCCCCCCCCAUGGAGGGGGAGCCCCCCCCGGACCCGCUGAGGAAAAUCCCGUCGCUGUUCGAGAUCGUGGUGAGGCCCACGGGGCAGCUGGCCGAGAAACUGGGGGUCAGGCACCCCGGCGCCCCUCCCCCCCCUCGCUUCCCCGGCCCGGGUGGGGGAGGGGUGGGGGGGGGUCCUCCCCCCCCUCCGGGGCCCCUCCCCCCCCCGGACCUGCACGCGGAGCUGGGGAUGGGCCCCUCCCCCCCCCUGCUGCCCUUCCCCCCCCACCCCGACGAGCCGCCCCUCCCCCACCCGGGGCUGCCCCUCCCCCCGCCGGGGGCGGAGCCCGGGGGGUUCUACGAGGGGUUCUACCCCCCCCAGGAGGGGGGGAUGGGCAUGGAGACCCCCCCGCGGGGGGGGGAGGGGCCAGACGACUACGGCCCCUACGACCCCCCGGAGGCCCCGGGGGGGGAUCCGCUGUUCCCGGAGGAGCCUGAGGGGCCGCCGGGGAUCCCGGAAUUCCCCGGAAUUCCCGGAAUUCCCGGAAUUCCCGAGUUCCUGCCCUCGGGGGCGCAGCGGCUGCUCCUGCGCAUCCGGCACCGGCAGCAGCGAGCGGAGGGCGGCAGGAGGGCGGCGGAGGGAGCGCGGGGGGACAGGGAGCACGAGGAGGGCGACCCCGGCGCUUGGUACUCCAGCGACGAAGACGACGGCGCCAGCAGCGUCACCUCCAUCCUCAAAUCCCUCCGCCAGCAAAGCUCCACCCGGGCCCCAAACCCACCCGGGGACCCCCAGGGUGACCCCAGAAUUCCCAGCGACCCCCGAAUUCCCAGCGACCCCCGAAUUCCCCGGGACCCCCGGCUCCGUGACCCGCGGCUGGCUCGGAACCCCGAGCUCGCCGACCCCGGCCCCUCCGACCCGCGCCUGGCUCGCCACGGCUUCAAACCGGACCCAGCCCCCCAAAAACCGCCCCAGAUCCCCCCUGAGGAUGAGGAUGGGGAGAGAAUCCUUCGGGAGAAGCCCCUGAGCAUCCCCCUGGAGGCGGCUCCCGGCAGCUGCCAGCGGGAUCCUCGGCUGCAGCUGCAGCAGUUCUCCCACAUCCGCAAGGACGUGCUGCUGCUGCGGCCGCCCUUCGCCCGCUCCGUGCUCUGGAGCCCCGAGGAUCUGAUCCCUCUGCCCCUCCCCAAGCAGGACCUUCCUCCUCCUGUUCCUCCUCCUCCUCCUGGCACUGCCAGGCCGCCCUCAGAUCCACGGCAGCGUCCAGCACCCGACUCUUCAUCAUCCUCAUCCUCCUCCUCAUCAUCAUCACAGUCAUCACUUCCUGAUUUUGAGCUGCUGUCACGGAUUCUCAAAACUGUGACAUCAUCAUCAUCAUCACCAUCAUCAUCAUCAUCAGUGGACAAACCCAGCGACCCCCGUGUGAGGAAGGACCCCAGGCUGCAGAAAAGCCUGGACAGGGCGGCCGAGCCGGACGCCGGCGCCGUCAUCGCCCCCUACGACCCUCGCCUGAGCUGGGGCAGCUCCAACCAGAGCAGCGUCCUGAGCGCCAUCAGCCUCUACGACCCCAGGACUUGUAAAGAGCCCCAAAACAACGAGAACCCACCCCAAAAACCCGGGCAGGAUUUAGGGAAAAACACCAAAAAGGAGCCGCCCUUCGUGCGGCGCUCGGCGCUGGAACAGCCGGACGACAACAGCGAGAGGCCGGAGGUGACGGACAGGUACAACAGCUACAACCGGCCCAGGGCCAAGGUCAGCGCCACAGGGGAGGGGGGCAGCGCUCAGGCUGUGCCCCAAAACACCCCUGGGGUUUUUGGGGUGAGCAGCAGCAACAGCCCUGAGCCCCCUGAGGACGGGGACAAAUCGCUCAAGGACGUCUUCAAGGGAUUCGACCCCACGGCUUCGCCUUUCUGUCAGUGAGGGGGG
Oenanthe melanoleuca is the source of this 3671-nucleotide messenger RNA. It is a transcript of the gene ZC3H4, whose product is annotated as zinc finger CCCH-type containing 4. Gene Ontology annotation, biological process: negative regulation of DNA-templated transcription. Gene Ontology annotation, cellular component: nucleus. NCBI's taxonomy places the organism in Eukaryota, Metazoa, Chordata, Aves, Passeriformes, Muscicapidae. Gene Ontology annotation, molecular function: RNA binding; metal ion binding. The record is from RefSeq and is a predicted model, not a curated record.